This is a messenger RNA of Orcinus orca (killer whale), 1304 nucleotides long. RefSeq names its product hydroxysteroid 17-beta dehydrogenase 14 (gene HSD17B14). Lineage: Eukaryota; Metazoa; Chordata; Mammalia; Artiodactyla; Delphinidae. Gene Ontology annotation, biological process: steroid catabolic process. Bases 334 to 1146 code for a protein of 270 amino acids. Gene Ontology annotation, molecular function: estradiol 17-beta-dehydrogenase [NAD(P)+] activity. The transcript is spliced from 9 exons. Gene Ontology annotation, cellular component: cytosol. The record is from RefSeq and is a predicted model, not a curated record.
UUCUGAGGGAGGAGGGGGCUGGGGACCAGGAUUCCUGGAUCUGAAAGAAGAGAAGACUAGGGACCUGGAGUUUUGGGUCCGAGGGCAGAGGGGGCGAGACGGCAGGAAUCCUGAGUUUGAGGGAGGAGGGGUUUGGGGAUCCGGACCUCUGGGUCUGAGGGAGGACGGGGCUGGGACCAACCUUCCAGGCUUCUGGCUUUCCUGGCAACGCCCCCCAGGGCCGGGCUUCCAGGAUCCAGCCCCUAUUUACCGUUCGACCCCACGACCUCACCGGAUUUUGAGGUGGAUAGAAUCCUGGAGUGAGUGACAGAGGGAGAGACAGUCUCACGCGGAAUGGCAACGGGAACGCGCUAUGCUGGGAAGGUGGUCGUCGUGACCGGGGGCGGGCGCGGCAUCGGAGCCGGGAUCGUUCGAGCCUUCGUGGAAAGCGGUGCCCAAGUGGUUAUCUGUGACAAAGAUGAGUCCGGGGGUCGGGCGCUGGAGCGGGAGCUUCCUGGCACCGUCUUUCUGCUCUGUGAUGUGACUCAGGAGGAAGAUGUGAGGACCCUCAUUUCUGAGACCAUCCACCGUUUCGGCCGCCUGGAUUGUGUAGUCAACAGCGCUGGCUACCAUCCACCUCCGCAGUGGCCCGAGGAGACCUCUGCCCAGGGCUUCCGGCAGCUGCUGGAGCUGAACCUGCUGGGGACGUACACCCUGACCAAGCUCGCCCUCCCUCACUUGCGCAAGAGCCGCGGGAAUGUCAUCAACAUCUCCAGCCUGGUUGGGGCAAUUGGCCAGUCCCAGGCGGUUCCCUAUGUGGCCACCAAGGGGGCAGUAACAGCCACGACCAAAGCCUUGGCCCUGGAUGAGAGUCAAUAUGGUGUCCGUGCCAACUGCAUCUCCCCAGGAAACAUCUGGACCCCACUGUGGGAAGAGCUGGCAGCCUCAACGCCUGACCCCACAGUCACAAUCCGAGAGGGCACGCUGGCCCAGCCCCUGGGCCGCAUGGGCCAGCCAGCGGAGGUGGGGGCUGCCGCUGUUUUCCUGGCCUCCGAAGCCAGCUUCUGCACUGGGAUUGAGCUGCUAGUGACUGGGGGUGCGGAGCUGGGGUAUGGGUGCAAGGCAGGUCGGGGCACCCCCGUGGAGGCCCCCACCAUCCCUUCGUGAUCUCCCACAUUUCCACUUGGGCUUCCCUGACUAGGGCUCUCCCACCCAAAACUCAGUCUCCCAAAUUCCAGUCCUCCCCCCCCCAACUCUAGACAUCAAGCCCACUUACCAAUGUGCCAAACCACCGCACAGGUUCCCUUAAAAGCGCUCUGCAGCCA